Molecule: messenger RNA, 1960 nt
Organism: Nezara viridula (southern green stink bug)
Lineage: Eukaryota; Metazoa; Arthropoda; Insecta; Hemiptera; Pentatomidae
Source: the annotation of a GenBank genome assembly
CGAGUGGAGGAUUAAUCAAUUAUGGUGGGAGGUAGACCCUCCUUUGAUUCCGUUGCGUAGUUUUCAAGUUUGAGAGCUUAUGGUGAAGGAUUAAGCAGAGGUAAAGACAAGAAUUGACUACUACCAAUAAACAAUAAUGUUUAUGGUAUUUCAACGGCAGCCAUUGAACCAUCAUUUGGAUUGCUCUUCGGGGAUCUCUUCAAGCAGCUUGGUGUCGGGACAAGUGGUGCAUCUUUAGUAGUGUCAAUACUAAUGGCAAUUUUAUGCUUUACAGGGCUCAUUAUUGGACCUCUUAUAAAGAAAUUUACCUACAGAAAAGUAGCUAUUGUAGGAGGGCUUAUAAGUGCUACUGCCAUUCUUCUGACUGUUCCAGUAAACAGUAUGCUUCACCUUAUAAUUACCUUUGGAGUACUGGGAGGUAUUGGAUUCGGCCUGGUUAUUUCUUGCUCCAUGGUAGGUAUCAAUUUAUACUUCUCAAAAAGAAAAGGACAAGCGAUUGGUAUUUCAAUGACCGGUUCUACUAUGGGAUUCAUUUUGAUGCCUCAGAUAGUAAGAUUUUUUCUGGAAGAAUAUGAUUUUCGUUCUGCAAUUCUCAUAAUAGGAGCUAUAUCUCUUCAUGCUGUAAUUGGAGCCUCCUUAUUCCAACCAGUUCGUUGGCACUAUAAAGUCGCAAGCAUAGAAGUACAAGAAAAAGAAGCUCAUACCCUAUUGCCAUCCAAUAAAAUUGAGGAAAAGGAUGACUCUGAAGAUGAAGUAACAAGUAUUAUUAGCAGUCCAAAUAUUGAGGAAAGAAAGAAAUUAUCAAAUAUCCCAUCACAAGCGUUUUCACCUAAGGAAUCUGUCGUGACCAAUAUUUCAGUUGAUGCAGAAAAUACACUUCAUUUACAAGAAAUUAAUGUGAACGAAUCUGAGAAAGAGUUCGAAAGAAUAACAGACCAUUCAGAUGUGAAAGAAUCAAACAUGAAAAACAAGCCAAAAAGAUCAGUAAAAAGUCGUUUGUCUAGAUUUUCUAAAUUUAUGGAUCUUGAUCUAUUAAGAGACGGUGUAUACUUGAAUAUCCUCUUCGGACUGUCAAUGUCAGAGUUGGUUGAAAUGAAUUUCAAAUUCAUUUUACCUUUCUACCUAUCGAAUCUGGGCUUCACAUAUUCUGAAAUUGCAUAUGCAUUGUCAUCAAUGGCUGUGUCAGACAUUUUCGCUCGAUUAGUUGUACCACCAAUCAUGGAUAGGACAUCAUACACUAGGCGGAUCACUUUUUUAUUUGGCUCUCUUUGUGUAGUCUUUGGCCGGUCUUGUAUAACUUUACUGUCCUCAAUUGGAUCAAUUAUAACAACAUUAGUGAUUGUUGGUUUCUUUCGUGGAAUAUAUCGUACAUCAUAUCCUCUUGUUUUGACGGAAUAUUCAACAGGGGGUAACUUUCCUUCAGUCCUUGGUUUGUCUAUGGUUUCUAAAGGGAUUUCAGUUUUAAUAUUAGGACCAGGGUUUGGAUAUUUAAGAGACGUUAGUGGUAGCUAUUCUUUGUUCAUCCAUUCACAAACUCUACUAAUGAUCUUGGUAGCAAUUUCUUGGAUUUUAGAAAGAAUUAUCUUGAAGUCUAGAGAUAAUAAACAGGAUAUCCUAGAUGCUUAAUAAAAAUGAAUUUUAGAUUAAAUUUCAGCUGAAGAACCAUGUUUCCAAAUAUCUUAUUCACCACUUAUAGCAUGUAAAAAUAAGUAUCAUUUAUAUAAAGUAUGAAAGCUGGGUCUUUGAAUGGAAUGUUUUGUAAGGAGUCAGGGUGGAAAGGAAUUUUAAAUAAAUAUGUGAACUGCAGUUUGUAAAAACAAUAUGGCUGUCUCCAGUUAAAAAAGUGUUGAAUAUUUGGUAUUUACAUUAUUGUUAAAUCCAAUUGGAAUUUUCUAAUAGAUCAAGAACACUAAGAAAUACGAUUGUAAACAUGAUUUAAACUAUAAUAAAUCAAAUAAGU